GCUGCCUACUUCUAUACCUAGUCCAUGUCUCACCAUAUAUCGCUCCUACGACUACAUUGAAUGUGGCACUACAUCGUCACCUCCGCAAGAGUGUUUCAUCAUGCAAACGCACAGCAAACUGUGUGUCUCCGCACUUACUACUCUAUCUGGACUCCAAGAGUGGGCAGACCUCCCAGAUGGUUUGUUGCACACCAUUCUUCCUCUCUUAGGCUCUGUACGUGAUCUUCUUGCCUUUUCUGCAACAUGCCGCUCUUGGCAUGUUGCAUUCUUGUCAUACCCAUCCAAAUCUACCCUCUGCACCCUGUUCCCCCCUCUCCUCAUCCAAACCAACAUCCGUGUUGAUGCUCCUCACGUUCCAUCUAACGAUAUUCAUUGCAAGUUGCACACCUGUAAGGUCAUUGACCCAUCCAACCAAAACAUCACUUUUCGCUGCCAGAUUGAUGAAGAAAUUCUACAAAAGAUGUAUUGUGUUGGCCCUUCCUAUGGUCAUCUCAUCUUCUUUUGCUCCCGUGGAUAUUGUCUUGUUGUUGACCCUUUCAGUGGUUCCAAAGUUUCACCCCCACGUCUUCCAAUCAGUGGCUGCGAGCGGGUUAGUCCUACCAAAAUACAUGCUCAACAUUCAGAGAUUGCGGAGUUGUACUUCUUCGGUGUUCUAACAGCUCCCAUUACAUCACCCAAUUCACAUCUCCUUGUGGGAACUCGAUUCUCUCUAUUUGAUUGGCCAGUUGGAAGUGACUCUUGGUCAGAACUCAAACUUCCUUCUGGUGCACAAAUAACUCAAAUCGUGGAAUUCAAGGGUCAGUUUAUUGCCAUGGAUUAUCAUAGAAGGAUCUACUCUUUCGAGUUAGCGCCCCAGCUUGGCCUACAAGAGAUAAUAACUGAGUGGUCUCCCCACUCGAUCAGAACCCCAUACCAAACAUCAUGGCUAGUGGUUUGUGGUGACAUGCUCCUCAUGUUCAUCACGGUUGACCAUUGGAGCAGACGUAUUAAGGAUGGUGGUAUUUUGAAAAAGGUUUGUACACUCUUCACCUCGACAUGUCAAGCAAACCUGCAAAAUGGGUUGUCAAGAAAAAGUUGGGCAGCUGGGCAGCCUUUGCAGGAUGUGAUACGAAGAACAUGCCAUUAUCUAAUAUGAACCCAGAACGAUGGGGAGGGAGGAGCAAUUCAUUGUAUUACGCCGAGAGUUCUCCACCUUGGAGAGUACACGAGCUGGACAGCGCACAUGAUCCUUGGGACGCUUCCAUCAGGCAGUGCGUAAUAUAUUGGGGCCACUACAUGAAGCCCCUCUGGGUGUAUCCAAGCAUG
This is a messenger RNA of Aegilops tauschii subsp. strangulata, 1305 nucleotides long. RefSeq lists its product as uncharacterized. The record is from RefSeq and is a predicted model, not a curated record. Gene Ontology annotation, molecular function: protein binding. Lineage: Eukaryota; Viridiplantae; Streptophyta; Magnoliopsida; Poales; Poaceae.